Messenger RNA from Meloidogyne enterolobii, 957 nucleotides. The record is from the annotation of a GenBank genome assembly. Lineage: Eukaryota; Metazoa; Nematoda; Chromadorea; Rhabditida; Meloidogynidae.
UUUUUUUUAUUUUUUUGGAUGUUUAGGGCAUUGACAAAACUAAUUGACGCUUCUUCUGUUUCAAAUAAAUUAAAUAUUGCAAAUAUGAGUCAAUAUACAAUUGCGGAAUGUGGUUCUCGUAAUUCUUUGGAUUAUCGAAUUUUUAUUAAAGGACCAACCGGAAAUCUUGUUUCGCCAUGGCACGAUAUUCCUUUGUAUGCUGAUCCUGUAGCGAAAAUAUUUAAUAUGGUUGUUGAAAUACCUCGUUGGACUAACGCAAAAAUGGAGAUGGCAACAAAAGAGCCGAUGUCACCAAUACGUCAAGAUGAGAAAAAAGGUUUACCACGUUUUGUUAACAAUAUAUUUCCUCACCAUGGAUAUAUUUGGAAUUACGGAGCCUUACCUCAAACAUGGGAAGAUCCAAAUCACGUGGAUGCACAUACUGGGGCUAAAGGAGAUAAUGACCCGAUUGAUAUUAUUGAAAUUGGUUCGAAAGUUCAAGAAAGAGGGUCUAUUGUGCAGGUGAAGGUUCUUGGAACUUUGGCACUUUUGGAUGAAGGCGAAACUGAUUGGAAGUUGGUUGGAAUUAAUAUAAAAGAUGACUUGGCGUCUAAAUUAAAUAGUAUUAAUGAUGUUGAAUUGUACAUGCCUGGACUUUUAUCUGCAACACAGGAAUGGUUUCGUGUUUAUAAAAUACCAACUGGAAAGCCUGAAAAUAAAUUUGCUUUUAAUGGCGAAUUUAAAGAUAAAGAAUUUGCACACAAAAUUAUUGAGGAAACAAAUGAAUUUUGGAAAAGUUUAAUUGCAAGUAAUGAAACGGGAGGUUUAAACACUGAAUGUCUUGUUCCUGGAGCUGCAUUUCCCGCUAAUCAACAGAAUUGGACAAGUCUUUUUGAUAAGCAACCGAAGAAAGGAGAGGAAAAGGCAAUUCCGGAAAGUGUCGACAAUUGGUAUUAUAUUACUUUAUCUGACAAAUGA